This is a messenger RNA of Schistosoma spindalis, 1137 nucleotides long. Lineage: Eukaryota; Metazoa; Platyhelminthes; Trematoda; Strigeidida; Schistosomatidae. The record is from the annotation of a GenBank genome assembly.
AUGAAGACAUACUUCGUCACAGGUCGGAAACCAGAAUUCGUCUUCCAAGACACGACUGAUGGAGGGAGUCGAAAUUUUGCUGAAGUUCUCAAGGAAGAUAUGCUCAAAGACGAUGAUAUACCAUCGGAAAAUUCGGAUGACUCUGCGAAAUUCUCCAUCAAUUUGUCCGACGCAAGUGGGACUACCGAGGAAGAGUCUUCUCCUUCAUCUCCGAAGGUUGAUGGAGAAGAACUAGAAAUGACUGAGAAGAUAUCUGAGAAAAAAGACAAAAAAUCCAGUAGAGGUGAAAGUAGACGCUCAAGUAAAAGCGCUCAGAAACGCCGUCAAUCUCAGCCACUCUCCAAUACAACUUCACCAACGAACGAGAAUCCCGAUGUCGAGAAUCAACAGAGCAACUCAGGUUUUGUGAACAACCAAAACACAACUGAGGUCCUAAAUGAAGCUGCACGGCGUCUAGUCGAAACGAAAAUAAAAGAUGUAAAGAAUGAACAGAAGAAGAAACAGGAUAUUACAUUCAGUCUUGAGAAUCCCAAGGAAAUCUUGAAAGAGGCUCCCAGCGAAGCCAAUUUACAAGCAGUAGACAACAAUGUUGACGAAGCAACUCUGUUCAAGUCGAAACCAAAGGCACCUGAACGUUCUAGAUUGAUUAAACUCAAUCCAGCAAACAAAGUCUCCAGUGUUUCUGUCUCCAACAAACCCAUCCAACCUACUCCUGACAAAGUUACUGUGAACAAUGUGAGUUCGGAUGCUACUGAGGAUGCACCGAAUGAUGAUAACGAUAAAGUUGCUCAAGAGAUUGGCGAUCGGGAAGAUAGUCACUGUGAUGACUUUCUCAAUAUACAUGUUUACAGCUUUAUAAAUUCACAUCCUAAUUUCUUAUCAAUAUGUUUCGUUUCAUUUGAAGCCGUCCAACAAUACCGCGAAAUGGUGAAACAGGGCCGUUUUGAUCCAGUACCAGAUUUGCCAUUCUGUUCACCUCAGGCAGUUAUAUUCAAAGAUUUAGCUCAACCAUUGUGUCUAGCACUAACCGAAUUACUUAUCAUUAGACCAAAGAAUCCUAUUAUGUAUCUGGCUAUUUGGUUAAGAAACUACUCUAUGGACAGUUCAAAAUUUGACUGGGUUAUACAUUCCGGAUGA